GAGCAGGGGGAGCUUCAGGCUUCGCCAGCUGCACACUGGAACCAUCCCCUGUGCGCUCAAAAUCAGCCCGAAGGUAAAGAAGUGGGGAGAAACGUGAGGAUGAAGAGGAAGAGCGUCGUUGGGGCUUAAAGGUGCAGCCAUGAACACCCACGUGGGGGUCAGUGAUGAGAAUGAAAGCGGGAUCCCCGUGGAGCAGCUUCUGCGACCUCCGCUUCCGGGAAGGAAAGUCCACAGCGAGAACAGACGAGAUGGAGAUGAAGGAAGUCACACAAGAGGUUGGGAAAGAAGAGGCAGACGCAGGAAGAGGAUCAGUAUUGAAAAUAUUGGCGAUGGAUCAGGAGAAGGUGGAAGCACGGAGAGCCUGUCCAGCUCCGGUUCGGAUCAAGUGGAAUCUGCAGAUGGGUCCACCGAAGUGCCAAGCGGAAGAUCCUUCACGAGUAAAACCCUUCAUCGGCAUCCUCCCCCGUCCCUCACCUUCAUUCAAAGCGCAUCGCCCAUCCCUUCGCGCCCUCAGAGAGCUUCGUCAUCCGGGAUGACCGCCGCGAGGCCACCCGGCCGUCCACCCAGAGACCCCCUCUGGGUGGAUGUGAGGACAGCUGGAAGCUUGUCGCGGACUUUGAUGAACGAAGGGGAGGCGAGCCACUUGGAUGAGAAGGGAGAGGAAGACGAGGAGGGCGGCGGCGUGAUGGACCUGACAAGCCCAUCUUGUCCCGCGGUGCUGGAGAGAAGGAUGAGCAAGAAGGAGAGGAAGAGAAUCAAGUGUGUGAGGAGAAGGCAGAGGAGGAAGGAGCGACUGAGGCAAAGUCAGCAGCAGUGUUCCACAGGUAGUGUUAGCAGCAGCGGCGGCGGCAGCAGCAGCGGCAGCGAAGAGGACAAAGAAGACGUGACUAAGGAGGGUUACGUGUGCGCCGUGUGCUUGGACAUCUACUUCAGCCCGUACAUGUGUAAGCCGUGUAAGCACAUCUUCUGCGAACCUUGCCUGAGGACGCUGGCCAAGAACUGUCCUGCCAGCACGCCCUGCCCGCUUUGCAGGACCAUCAUCACGCACGUCUUCUUUCAGAAGGAGUUAAACCAAAUGGCAAGGACGUUCUUCCCAAAGGAAUACGCAUGUCGGAAACAGAACUUCCAGAAAGCCUGUUGUGCGAAAUGGCCUCUUCCGAGCGGCCGAAAAUUCUUCCGAAUAUUUGGAGGUUUCAGGAGGCCAUCCAGUCCCGGCGCGCAGCAUCAGUUGCCCCACGCGGGAGGCGGUUUCCAUCUGAGCGCAUUGGACUUUGAUGACAACACCCGCAGCUGGCAUAUUGACAUGGAUAUGGUCAUCAUCUACAUUUACUCUGUCAACUGGAUUGUUGGCUUCUUCGUAUUUUGCAUCCUCUGUUACCUCUUUUUCCCCUCUUUUUGACAGCCUGGUGGUGAUGAUGAUGAUGAUGAUGAUGAUGAUGAUGAUGAUGAUAAGUAUAUGCCGUUUGCUUUACUGUGGAGACAAGCAGGUGGGAUGUUGAGUGGAGGGAAAACAGCGGCAGUGUCAUCUUGUUAUCAGCCAUUAAUAAACGAUUGAAAGGGUA
This is a messenger RNA of Hippocampus comes (tiger tail seahorse), 1562 nucleotides long. RefSeq names its product ring finger protein 180a (gene rnf180a). The transcript has 4 exons. Gene Ontology annotation, biological process: protein polyubiquitination; positive regulation of proteasomal ubiquitin-dependent protein catabolic process; norepinephrine metabolic process. The record is from RefSeq and is a predicted model, not a curated record. Gene Ontology annotation, cellular component: endoplasmic reticulum membrane. NCBI's taxonomy places the organism in Eukaryota, Metazoa, Chordata, Actinopteri, Syngnathiformes, Syngnathidae. Gene Ontology annotation, molecular function: metal ion binding; ubiquitin conjugating enzyme binding; ubiquitin protein ligase activity. Bases 140 to 1399 code for a protein of 419 amino acids.